AUGCCUGCCUCAAGUCGGAAUUUCGUGGGUUCUGGCUUUGGAACAAUAAAACUUGUGUCCACGAUAGUUUUAGCUCUACUUAUUCAGUUUUGGAAACUGUGUACCACGGCUGCUCUAGUUGUCUUUCUAAUAUUUUGGUUUGAAGGUGGAAUAGUGGCUUCUAUAACGUUUUUCUUAGCAAUAUUUGGUUUAUUUUACUAUGUACAGGAUAUGUUAUUAUACCAUCCCAAUCAACCGCCCAUGUCACGACUAUACGUUGAAUUACCCUCCACUCUAGGUCUUCCAUUUGAAAAUCAUUUUAUACGUACCCAGGAUGGUGUCAUGAUAAAUGCUGUAUAUAUACCACGAUUACAUCCAGGGGCAGCAACUCUUGUAUUCUUUCACGGAAACGCAGGCAAUAUCGGAAACAGAUUGCUAAAUGCAUAUAGUUUAUAUAAUUCAUGUGGUUUUAAUAUAUUAAUGGUAGAAUAUAGAGGCUAUGGUAAAAGUCAAGGAUCACCAUCUGAACAAGGUUUUUAUCUAGACAGUCAAGCAGCAAUGGAUUUUCUCAUUAAACGACCAGAAAUAAAUAAAUCCAGAAUAAUAGUGUUUGGACGUUCGUUAGGGGGUGGGGUAGCCGUACAGUUACUAACAGAGCCCUACUAUUCACAGUAUAUAUGUGCCUUAAUAUUAGAAAACACCUUUACUUCUAUACAGGCUAUUGGUGGUGUAAUCUUUAAAUUAGACUUUUUAAAAUUUGUUCCUCAAUUUCUCAUUAAAAAUAAGUUUGCAAACAGUAAAAAGAUCUCGUCAAUACGUCACCCAACAUUAUUUAUAUCCGGGUUAGCUGAUAAUUUAAUUCCACCCAGAAUGAUGGAAGAGUUAUAUCAGUUGUCUGGUAGUAGUUAUAAAAGAAUGGUACCAAUCCAGGGUGGUUCUCAUAACGACACGUGGAUGUGUCCUGGAUAUUUUGAAUCUAUAGCAAAUUUCGUCCAUGAGGUAAGUGUUGAUUUUUGA
Molecule: messenger RNA, 996 nt
Organism: Lottia gigantea (owl limpet)
Lineage: Eukaryota; Metazoa; Mollusca; Gastropoda; Lottiidae
Exons: 6
Coding region: 1-996 (331 amino acids)
Cellular component (GO): membrane
Molecular function (GO): palmitoyl-(protein) hydrolase activity
Source: RefSeq, a predicted model, not a curated record